GGCUUUUGUUUUGUUUUUCCUUGUAUAAAUAGAGAAGAUCAGACUGCAAUUCGGAGAAACCCAGAAGUCAAAUUUCUUGGCUGAAUCCCUCAAGCCUGCAGCAGAAUCUACUGGCUAAGCGGCCACCAUGUCUCUGGCUCAAGGAAAAUGGGUCAAGAUUAACCAGAAAGGAACUGCACCUGGGGCCAGAAGCUCACAUGCCGUAGCAAUAGUGGGUCACAAGGUCUACGCGUUCGGGGGCGAAUUCGCGCCGCGUGUCCCUGUGGACAACAAGGUAUAUGUGUUUGACCUCGAGGAGAAGGCUUGGUCCAUGGCCGAAGCCUCCGGAGACAUCCCACCUCCGCGCGUCGGUGUCACCAUGGCCACGGUCGGUGACAACAUUUACGUCUUCGGGGGUAGGGACAGCACCCACAAGGAGCUCAACGAGUUCUAUUCUUUCGAUACGUGCACGAACAAGUGGGCCCUAAUCUCCAGCGGAGACGUGGGUCCACCGCACCGGAGCUACCACUCGACGGCUGCCGAUGACCGCUGGGUGUACAUCUUCGGUGGGUGUGGUGUUAACGGGCGGCUCAAUGAUCUGUGGGCUUUCGACGUGGUCGAUCAGAAGUGGGCCGAAUACCCUGCCGCCGGUGAAAAGUGCAAGGGGAGAGGUGGACCGGGGCUGGCAGUAACCCGAGGAAAGAUAUGGGUCGUUUACGGUUUCGCGGGGAAGGAAGCGGACGACGUGCAUUGUUUUGACCCGGUGCAAAAUGAGUGGACCCAAGUGGAAACAGUUGGAGAGAAGCCCACCGCGAGGAGCGUGUUUUCUACGGUCGGUGUCGGAAAGUACAUAAUAAUAUGCGGCGGUGAAGUGGACCCGAGUGACUUGGGCCACCUCGGCGCCGGGAAAUUCUCGCCCGAGAGCUACUCCUUGGACACGGAGACUCUGGCUUGGAAGAAGCUGGAGGACGGGCUCGAUUCAGGCCACCAUCCCGGGCCUCGUGGGUGGUGUGCAUUUGCAAGUGGGAAGCUGAACGGGGAAAAGGGGCUCUUGGUGUAUGGUGGCAAUUCACCCAGCAAUGACCGGCUGGAUGACAUCUACUAUUUCACUCCCUGUCUUGCCUGAAGACUCGAUUAAGGUUUUGAUGUUUUGUGCUGUUUGGUGGGUGACUUUUAGAGUCUUGAGUGUGGCAUAUGAAUAAGAAGUUGUUUCCAGUUGAAGUAAUGCUCACUUGAUUUGGAUUGAAACGGAAGCACAUCUCCUACAUGUAAAUAAGAUUAAUGAUUUCGGUGUACUUAGUGAGAAAUGCAAAUGCAAAACCUCACUCAACCUCUCCCUUGGCUCUGCUAAGGUUGAUGGUGGAGUUAAUUCCUCGA
This is a messenger RNA of Syzygium oleosum, 1356 nucleotides long. Its product is annotated as nitrile-specifier protein 5. The transcript has 2 exons. Gene Ontology annotation, molecular function: enzyme regulator activity; protein binding. Gene Ontology annotation, biological process: nitrile biosynthetic process. The record is from RefSeq and is a predicted model, not a curated record. Lineage: Eukaryota; Viridiplantae; Streptophyta; Magnoliopsida; Myrtales; Myrtaceae. The coding region runs from base 128 to 1105 and encodes 325 amino acids. Gene Ontology annotation, cellular component: nucleus; cytosol.